Messenger RNA from Danio aesculapii, 1653 nucleotides. RefSeq names its product gastrula zinc finger protein XlCGF57.1-like. Gene Ontology annotation, cellular component: nucleus. Gene Ontology annotation, biological process: regulation of transcription by RNA polymerase II. The annotation marks the transcript as partial. Gene Ontology annotation, molecular function: DNA-binding transcription activator activity, RNA polymerase II-specific; RNA polymerase II cis-regulatory region sequence-specific DNA binding. The transcript has 2 exons. NCBI's taxonomy places the organism in Eukaryota, Metazoa, Chordata, Actinopteri, Cypriniformes, Danionidae. The record is from RefSeq and is a predicted model, not a curated record.
GAUGUGAAGAUUGAAGAAAUAUUCAGAGUCAAACAUGAAGAUCUGCAGGAACAAACAGACUUAAUUGAAGAGAAUAAAGGGAUUAAAGAGGAGAAACAUCAUGUCAAAAUUGACGAAAAAAGUCAAUUACAGACUGAUGGUAUUUUGAAAAGGAGAGACAAGAAUUGUUUCACCUGCACUCAGUGUGGAAAGAGUUUUGGAAGACAAAGCAGUCUUAAAAUUCACAUGAGGAUCCACACUGGAGAGAAACCAUUCACAUGCACCCAGUGUGGGAAGACUUUCAGCCAAAUAUCAGCCCUUAACAAACACAAAAAAAUCCACACUGGCGAGAAAUCUUUCACAUGCACUCAGUGUGGGAAGAGUUUCAGCCAAUCAUCAUCCCUUAAUAGUCACAUGAGGAUCCACACUGGAGAGAAACCAUUCACAUGCACUCAUUGUGGGAAGAGUUUCAGCACAUCAUCAUCCCUUAAUAGUCACAUGAGGAUCCACACUGGAGAGAAACCAUUCACUUGCACUCAGUGUGGGAAGAGUUUCAGCCAAUCAUCAUCCCUUAAUCUACACAAGAUGAUUCACACUGGAGAGAAACCAUUCACAUGCACUCUGUGUGGGAAGAGUUUCAUCCAAUCAUCAUCCUUUAAUUUACACAAGAGGAUUCACACUGGAGAGAAACCAUUCACAUGCACCCAUUGUGGGAAGAGUUUCAUCCGCUCAUCAUCCCUUGAUCUACACAUGAUGAGCCACACUGGAGAGAAACCCUUCACAUGCACUCAGUGUGGGAAGAGUUACAGCCAAUCAUCACACCUUAAUCAACACAUGAGGAUCCACACUGGAGAGAAACCAUUCACAUGCACCCAUUGUGGGAAGAGUUUCAUCCGCUCAUCAUCCCUUGAUCUACACAUGAGGAUCCACACUGGAGAGAAACCAUUCACCUGCACUCUGUGUGGGAAGAAUUUCAGCCAAUCAGCAAACUUUAAUCUACACAUGAGGAUCCACACUGGAGAGAAACCAUUCACAUGCACUCUGUGUGGGAAGAGUUUCAGCCAAUCAUCAUACCUUAAUCUACACAUGAUGAGCCACACUGGAGAGAAACCAUUCACAUGCACUAAGUGUGGGAAGAGUUUUAACAGCUCAUCACACCUUAAUCAACACAUGAGAAUCCACACUGGAGAGAAAUCAUUCACAUGCACUCAGUGUGGGAAGAGUUUCAACCAACCAUCAAACCUUAAUCAACACAUGAGGAUCCACACUGGAGAGAAACCAUUCACAUGCAAUCAGUGUGGGAAGAGUUUUAGCAUAUCAUCAUCCCUUAAUCUACACAUGAGGGUCCACACUGGAGAGAAACCAUUCACAUGCACUCUGUGUGGGAAGAGUUUCAGCCAAUCAACAAGCCUUAAUGAACACAUAAGAAUCCACACCGGAGAGAAACCAUUCACUUGCACUCAGUGUGGGAAGAGUUUCAUCCGCUCGUCAUCCCUUAAUCUACACAUGAUGAGCCACACUGGAGAGAAACCAUUCACAUGCACUCAGUGUGGGAAGAGUUUCAACUACUCAUCAAACCUUAAUCAACACAUGAGGAUCCACACUGGAGAGAAACCAUUCACAUGCACUCAGUGUGGGAAGAGUUUUAAGUACUCAUCAAACCUUAAUGAACAC